UCAAAUCAUUGAUUGAUUGAUCGUUGUCUUUUCUCAGCCAACAGUCCUUCCGGUUUGACCGCCAUUAAAGACAGCAGACAUGGCUAUUCGCUAUCCUAUGGCAGUUGGCCUUAAUAAAGGCCACCCAGUUACCAAAAAUGUGACUGCACCCAAACACAGCCGCCGACGAGGGCGUCUGACCAAACACAGCAAGUUUGUCCGCGAUAUGAUCCGUGAAGUUUGCGGUUUUGCUCCUUAUGAGAGGCGAGCCAUGGAGCUGCUGAAGGUGUCCAAAGACAAGAGGGCCCUCAAGUUUAUCAAGAAGAGGAUUGGCACCCACAUUCGGGCCAAGAGAAAGAGGGAGGAGCUCAGCAAUGUACUGGCUGCCAUGAGAAAAGCUGCAGCCAAGAAGGAUUGAAUUGUUUAAUAAAGUACUUUAGACUGCAGAAU
Messenger RNA from Thalassophryne amazonica, 429 nucleotides. RefSeq names its product ribosomal protein L36 (gene rpl36). Gene Ontology annotation, molecular function: structural constituent of ribosome. Bases 80 to 397 code for a protein of 105 amino acids. Gene Ontology annotation, biological process: cytoplasmic translation. Gene Ontology annotation, cellular component: ribosome; cytosolic large ribosomal subunit. Lineage: Eukaryota; Metazoa; Chordata; Actinopteri; Batrachoidiformes; Batrachoididae. The transcript has 4 exons. The record is from RefSeq and is a predicted model, not a curated record.